This is a messenger RNA of Carassius carassius (crucian carp), 1206 nucleotides long. Its product is annotated as thioredoxin-like protein 1. The record is from RefSeq and is a predicted model, not a curated record. Bases 134 to 1003 code for a protein of 289 amino acids. NCBI's taxonomy places the organism in Eukaryota, Metazoa, Chordata, Actinopteri, Cypriniformes, Cyprinidae. The transcript is spliced from 8 exons.
AUCACCACACAGGAAGUGUGAUCCGGGAGAAGCGUCGUGCCGCGCCGAGCUCGUCAGUGAUUUUGGAUCAAUCUGAGCGAUUAAAAGCAAUUAAUAGCGCUGAUCCGCGACGCGUUCCCCGUGUGUUCGAGUCAUGGUCGGGGUGAAGGUGAUCGGGAAGGACUCGGAGUUCCAGGCGGAGCUCAGCGGCGCGGGAUCCAGACUCACCGUGGUGAAGUUCACCAUGAGCGGCUGUCGUCCUUGUGUCAGAAUAGCUCCAGCGUUCAACAUGUUGAGCAACAAAUAUCCUCAGGUUGUGUUUCUGGAAGUCGACGUCCAUGUUUGUCAGGCCACAGCUGCAGCUAAUAACAUCUCAGCGACGCCGACGUUCCUGUUCUUCAGAAAUAAAGUGCGUGUGGACCAGUAUCAGGGAGCAGACGCUUCGGGCCUGGAGGACAAGAUCAAGCAGCACGUGGAGAACGAUCCCGGGAGCAACGAGGACUCCGAUAUUCCCAAAGGAUAUAUGGACCUGAUGCCGUUCGUCAGUAAAGCGGGCUGUGAGUGUCUGAACGAGAGCGAUGACUGUGGCUUUGACAGCUGUUUGAUCAAGGACUCGUCGUACCUGGAGUCAGACUGUGAUGAACAGCUUCUGAUCACAAUCGCCUUCAAUCAACCCGUCAAACUCUUCUCCAUGAAGCUGCUGGCUGCGGAACUCCCUCAAGCCCCGAAGAGCGUCAAGAUCUUCAUUAAUCUUCCUCGAUCCAUGGGGUUCGAUGACGCCGAGAGAAGCGAAGCCACGCAGGCGCUGGAUCUGUCUGAGGACGACUACAAAGACGACGGCCUCAUCCCGCUUCGAUACGUCAAGUUUCAGAACGUCAACAGUGUGACUGUGUUUAUCAAGUCCAACCAAGGAGACGAGGAGACGACAAAAGUAAACUACUUGACGUUUAUCGGGACUCCUGUCCAGGCCACGAACAUGAGCGACUUCAAACGGGUUGUGGGUAAGAAGGGAGAAAGUCACUGAAGAGGAAAACACGCCAACAUAUUGCUGCAAUCUCUCCACGGCCAACAUGACUGGGUGAAAUCACCCCGAACACAGACACUGAGGAGCGCCAGAUCCGUCACUGAGAGAGUGAGAGAAGACACAGUUUGUCUCGAUGAGGCCCUGGUUCUCUCAUUUUUAUCUGAAACGUACAUGUAAAUAAAGUCGAUCCUUUUUCAAAGGCA